UAUGGGCGUGUCUUAUUGUUAUGAUAUGCUUCUGUGCGUUAACCUGGCAUUGGAGAGCCAGAAAAAACUACGCUCAUUUGCCAUCCUAUACGAAUCUACCAUUAUUGGGAAACGCUUACAAAUUGUAUGGAAAUUCACGGAAGCUAUUCCUAACAUUUGAAGACGUAACGAAGAAAUGUGAAAGUGCUAACAAACCAUUUGUGUUCUGGGCGGGACCAAUGCCGAUUUUAUUAUUGAGUGACCCUGAUGAUAUCAGACUGGUGGCAAACACCUUCAUAGAAAAACCAUACUAUUACAAAUUUGCUAAUGCUUGGCUUGGAAAUGGCUUAUUUACUGCGCCUGGUUGGAUAUGGAAGAAGAACAUUAAAAAGAUGGCGAGCACGUUUAUAGGACCAGCUGUAGAUCAAUACCAAGUGUUUUUCAAUGAUCAAGCGCAGAAAUUAGUUCAAAAGUUGGUGCGGGAAGUGGACGGCGAUUUCUUUGAACCCUUCCCAUACUUGUGCUUUUCAGCUUUGGAAACUAUUUGUCAGGCUGGCCUUGGGGUGUCGAAAUCCAAUAAUAUGGUGACAGAGGAGUACUAUAAAGCCUUUCAUCGCACCCUCGAUCUGAUUGUGGAUAGAGGCACCAAUAUUCUGCUGCACCCAGAAUGGCUGUACCGUUUGACGCCAGCGUAUAAGGAGCUCUUGAAAUGUGUUGAUGUUUUGCACAAUGUCUCAAAAACCAUAAUGAAUAAUAAAAAAAUAGAACGCGCAAGAAGAAACGACGACAAUCAUAUUGAUAAUGAUAAAGAUUCUUUUCAAUCCUUUUUGGAUAAAUUACUGGAGCUCCGGGAACAUGACCCAACUCUUACUGACCAACAAAUCUUGUGGGAAACUGCAACUAUCAUAUUGGCCGGACAGGAAACGGUCGCUACCAGCCUCUUCUAUACUCUUCUUGUUAUAGGCAGUAGGAAGGAUGUCCAAGAGAAGAUGUAUGAAGAGAUAAUGAGGACAGUUGGCGAUAGACCGUUAAAGAAGGAAGACUUGGUUCAGCUAACCUACUGUGAAGCAGUUAUUAAUGAAAGCCUUAGAUUGUAUCCACCAGCUGUCGCCGUAUUACGAAUGGCUGACCAGGACUUGAAGAUCAGUUCCUGUACUAUAACCAAAGGUACCACGGCAAUAAUAAACAUAUGGGGUGCGGGAAGAUCGAAACGUUUGUGGGGUGAUGAUGCAGCCGAGUUCAGACCAGAGAGAUGGCUCCCACCGAACAUCCCCAGCACAAGUUCACAUUUACCUUUUAGCUCGGGGAAAAGAGCUUGUAUAGGCAAGAAAUACUCAAUGGCAUUUUUGAAGACAGUUUUGGUGUACUGCAUACGAAGUUAUGAAAUAAUUACCGACGACAAUUUCAACAGAAUGGAGUUUAAAAUCGACAUUGUGUUACGACCUUUGAAUGACUGUUUUAUGAAGAUACAACUGCGCAAGUCCAACUAAGCAAUGAUGAUUAUUUUUUU
Molecule: messenger RNA, 1489 nt
Organism: Pieris rapae (cabbage white)
Lineage: Eukaryota; Metazoa; Arthropoda; Insecta; Lepidoptera; Pieridae
Gene: Cyp366a1
Product: cytochrome P450 4c21-like
Exons: 10
Coding region: 21-1469 (482 amino acids)
Molecular function (GO): oxidoreductase activity, acting on paired donors, with incorporation or reduction of molecular oxygen; monooxygenase activity; iron ion binding
Source: RefSeq, a predicted model, not a curated record